AUGGGCAUCCCAGCAUCCCAGUACUGGGCACACACAUUGGGCACAGGCAUCUCACUCACACCAGGCAUCAGGUGUUCCCACUGCAGCUUCACCUGCCACUACCGGUGCCGGGCCCUGGUGCGGCUGGACUGCAGCGGCCCCCCGGGCGCUGGCGACGAGGACGAUGGCACCGAGCAGGCGCUGGAGAAGGACACCAACGUGGAUGAGCCCAGCGAGUGGGAGAAGACAGAGCUGGACCAGGCGCAGGUGGAGCAGCGGAUCAAGGAGUACAACAGCCAGAUCAACAGCAACCUCUUCAUGAGCCUGAACAAGGAUGGCUCCUACACCGGCUUCAUCAAGGUGCAGCUGAAGCUGGUGCGCCCCGUCUCGGUGCCGGCCACCAAGCGGGUCCCCUCCCUGCAGGCGGGGCGGUCAGGGCUGCGCGCCCAGGGGGUGAAGCGCCGUACGUCCUUCUACCUGCCCAAGGGGACUGUCAAGCACCUGCACAUCCUCUCACACACGCGCGCCAGCGAGGUCAUCGACGCCCUCCUCCGCAAGUUCACCGUCGUCGACAACCCCCGCAAGUUCGCCCUCUUCGAGAGGUCCGAGAAGGAUGAGCAAGUGUACCUGCGGAAGCUGGCUGAUGAGGAGCAGCCCCUGCGGCUGCGGCUGCUGGCUGGCCCCAGCGAGAAGGUGCUCAGCUUCGUCCUGAAGGAGAAUGAGACCGGGGAGGUGAACUGGGACGCCUUCACGCUGCCGGAGCUGCACAACUUCCUGCGCAUCCUGCAGCGGGAGGAGGAGGAGCACGUGCGCCAGCUGCGGCACCGCUACGCCCGCUGCCGACAGAAGAUGCAGGAGGCCCUGGCCACGCGCAUGCCGGGGUGACAGCGCCAACCACACC
This is a messenger RNA of Nipponia nippon (crested ibis), 880 nucleotides long. The record is from RefSeq and is a predicted model, not a curated record. NCBI's taxonomy places the organism in Eukaryota, Metazoa, Chordata, Aves, Pelecaniformes, Threskiornithidae.